CUCCCAAGGGUGCAAGGGGCAAGCUUGUAUCCACCAGGAUGCCAUGGUGAGCCCCAGAGUGGGCCAACUCCAUGGCUCUGGGCCCUGGCCCUGCCCUCCUGGCUGGGGUGUGGGGAGCGGUGGGGGGGAGUUCCUAAGGUUUUACUGGGGAGCUUGGGCUCAGGACAGACUCCAUCCUGUCCUGAGAGCAGAGGGGCAGGACUGAGACUCCCCCCGCGCGCCCCGUCCAGUCUGGCCUUCAGGUGGUGCCGUCAGGAGGUGGAGGGGCAGGUUUUAGGGCAGGUGCUCCAUUGCCCACUGUUGGGAGACCUCCCUGGGUCUCUGGACCAUGGAGAAAUAAGUGUGGCGGCCUCCGAGUUAGGAGUGAGGAUUGACCGAGACGGGCUUCCACGGGGGCCCCAGAACUGGGACUUGGAGGCUUGACUGGGAGAGAGGAGCGUAGGGGCUGGACUGGACGCUGCGGCCAGGAAACCAGGCAGGCAGGCUAGUGUUGGUGAGGACACAUCCCUGCGGAUUCUGCGCGCCCCACAGCCUUGUGGAGGGGAGAGGGGGCCGUGGUCUUCCCUGUCCAGAAAUGAGGUCAAGAGGCCAGGCCCAUGGACGGCUUCCCCAUCCUGCUGUUUCCCACUGCUGGGCCUCUGGGAACUCACUCCUGGCUUGAGAGCCAUGUGCUGGCCAGGGGCUGCUGCCCACCCUCGAGGGCUCCCUCAAGACAUCCAGAGUCAGAGUGGGCACCAGGGCGAGGCCCAGUGUCCGAAGGGCACCUGCAGGGCGGCAGUGGGCUGUGGCCCCCAUCAGCCAGGCCGAGCGCGUCCUGUCCGCACCCACAGAUCUGCAGAGCAGCCACUCUGCUGUCCUGGGGCCGCCAGAGGAACCAGCCACACCUGUUCCCACACCCACAGCCUGCGCUCCAGCAAAACCUCCUGCCCCCUGAGGUCUGCAGCCUCCUGAACCCUGCAGCCAUCUACGCCAACAAUGAGAUCAGCCUGCGCGACGUCGAGGUCUACGGCUUCGACUACGACUACACGCUGGCCCAGUACGCGGACGCGCUGCACCCCGAGAUCUUCAGUGCCGCUCGCGACAUCCUGAUCGAACAGUACAAGUACCCAGAGGGGAUUCGGAAAUAUGACUAUGACCCCAGCUUUGCCAUCCGUGGCCUGCACUACGACAUUCAGAAGAGCCUUCUGAUGAAGAUUGACGCCUUCCAUUACGUGCAGCUGGGGACAGCCUACAGGGGCCUCCAGCCCGUGCCAGAUGAGGAGGUGAUCGACCUGUACGGGGGCACCCAGCACAUCCCCCUGUACCAGAUGAGCGGCUUCUACGGCAAGGGCCCCUCCAUCAAGCAGUUCAUGGACAUCUUCUCACUGCCGGAGAUGGCCCUGCUGUCGUGCGUGGUGGACUACUUCCUGGGCCACGGCCUGGAGUUUGACCAAGCGCACCUGUACAAGGACGUGACGGAUGCCAUUCGUGACGUGCACGUGAAGGGCCUCAUGUACCAGUGGAUCGAGCGGGACAUGGAGAAGUACAUCCUGAGAGGGGAUGAGACGUUCGCCGUCCUGAGCCGCCUGGUGGCCCACGGGAAACAGCUGUUCCUCAUCACCAACAGUCCCUUCAGCUUCGUGGACAAGGGGAUGCGGCACAUGGUGGGUCCCGACUGGCGCCAGCUCUUUGACGUGGUCAUCGUCCAGGCGGACAAGCCCAGCUUCUUCACUGACCGGCGCAAGCCUUUCAGAAAACUGGACGAGAAGGGCUCCCUGCAGUGGGACCGCAUCACCGGCCUGGAGAAGGGCAAGAUCUACCGGCAGGGAAACUUGUUCGACUUCCUGCGCCUGACGGAGUGGCGUGGCCCCCGGGUACUCUACUUCGGAGACCACCUCUACAGUGACCUGGCGGACCUCAUGCUGCGGCACGGCUGGCGCACGGGCGCCAUCAUCCCCGAGCUGGAGCGCGAGAUCCGCAUCAUCAACACGGAGCAGUACAUGCACUCGCUGACCUGGCAGCAGGCGCUCACGGGGCUGCUGGAGCGCAUGCAGACCUAUCAGGACGCCGAGUCCCGGCAGGUGCUGGCUACCUGGAUGAAGGAGCGGCAGGAGCUGAGGUGCGUCACCAAGGCCCUGUUCAACGCCCAGUUUGGGAGCAUCUUCCGCACCUUCCACAACCCCACCUACUUCUCCCGGCGCCUCGUGCGCUUCUCCGACCUCUACAUGGCCUCGCUCAGCUGCCUGCUCAACUACCGCGUGGACUUCACCUUCUACCCGCGCCGCACGCCGCUGCAGCACGAGGCCCCGCUCUGGAUGGACCAGCUGUGCACGGGCUGCAUGAAGACGCCCUUCCUCGGCGACAUGGCCCACAUCCGCUGAAGGCACCUUUAUUGUCCGGGGCCGGCCCCCCGCCCCUCCUGCCCCGCCUCUGGCCUCCGUCCCGACAAGCAAUAAAAGCCGUCUCCCUCGGGCA
Molecule: messenger RNA, 2454 nt
Organism: Oryctolagus cuniculus (rabbit)
Lineage: Eukaryota; Metazoa; Chordata; Mammalia; Lagomorpha; Leporidae
Gene: NT5DC2
Product: 5'-nucleotidase domain containing 2
Molecular function (GO): 5'-nucleotidase activity
Source: RefSeq, a predicted model, not a curated record